GAAUCACGGGGUGCUGGAUGCUGGCCGGCUCGCCAAGCUGCUGACAAACUUGUCUUCUUGGUUUUUUUCCAGGCUGACCAGCUCACCGAGGAGCAGAUUGCAGAGUUCAAGGAGGCCUUUUCCCUGUUCGACAAGGAUGGAGACGGCACCAUCACCACCAAGGAGCUGGGCACGGUGAUGCGCUCCCUGGGCCAGAACCCCACCGAGGCCGAGCUCCAGGACAUGAUCAACGAGGUGGACGCCGACGGGAACGGGACCAUCGACUUCCCUGAAUUCCUGACUAUGAUGGCCAGGAAGAUGAAGGACACCGACAGCGAGGAGGAAAUCCGAGAAGCAUUCCGUGUCUUCGACAAGGACGGGAACGGCUACAUCAGCGCCGCGGAGCUCCGUCACGUGAUGACCAACCUCGGGGAGAAGCUGACCGACGAGGAGGUGGACGAGAUGAUCCGGGAGGCCGACAUCGACGGGGACGGCCAGGUUAACUACGAAGAGUUUGUCCAGAUGAUGACCGCGAAGUGAAGGCCGGGGCAGCUGGCGAUGCCCGUCCUCCUCCGAUCUCUCCUCUCUCGCGCUCUCUCCGACACUUCCUCGCAUAACCUGGCUCCACGCCGACCCGACUGACGACCGAGAAUCCGAUGUAAAGCAACACGAGAUUUGUCCCCGCUGCAUGACGCUCUGUGACCCCCCCGCCCCCGCCCGGCCCGGCCCGUCCUCGGCCCAGGAGCUGCGGAAGAGGGGCAGGAAGCCAAGCCCUUUCGAUGUUUGCAUGCGUCUGGCACCGGUUCUGUGUUCGAAACCUCCUGGGGCCGCGGCGAGAGGGCGAGAGGUGUCGGGGCGCCGGGCCAGGAGGAGGACGAGGGGCAGAAGAGGACGAGGUGGGCGCGAACGGCUCGGCCUCCCCAUGGCGGCGGGGGAGGCCUGUACAGAUGUAAAUGUCCCGCUCAGAGCUGUCUGUAAAUACCUGGUGCUAGUCCCGCCCCGGCCCCGCUUCUCCCGCUUCUCCCGCUUCUCCCGCCUGCCGCCCGCCCGCUCGGGGCCGCCGUCCCGGCCAUGUGCUCGAUUCUUGGGUUUCUCUUCUUUUCCAGGCAGCACCAUAUCUAGCUUGGGGGGGCUGCCAUGGGAUCCUCCCUGCAAUAAGGAAGCCGUGGGGGCCCCGCCGGGCGUCCCCUCCCCUCGCCUGGGCCCCGUCUGUGCCGUGUCUGCUGCUCGUCCUCCCCCUUCCCGACAGCAUGAUCCCGUCGUCUCCCGCUGCUGCGCUUCUCUUCACUUCAGCUUGGGACGGGCAGCUGCCGCGACAGGCCGGCCCCCUCCCCCCCUCCCUCCCGCACCGCCCACGUGGAUCCGGGGGGCCCUUCUCGGCCCACCCGAGAGUUCUGUCCGGAGGCCCCCCCGGCGCCCUCCUCCCGGGGAAGGGCGGGUCGGGGCGAGGCCGCGGGAGCGGGAGGUGGCACGAGGCUGGGGCGUCGGGGGGGGGGGGCAUUUCGUUCGUUCUGUUUUUUAAACCGGGCAAUAUUGUGUUCAGUUCAAGCUGUGAAGAAAAUAUAGAUCAAUGUUUUCCAAUAAAAUACAGUGACUACC
Gracilinanus agilis (Agile Gracile Mouse Opossum) is the source of this 1578-nucleotide messenger RNA. RefSeq names its product calmodulin-1-like. The coding region runs from base 178 to 519 and encodes 113 amino acids. The transcript has 5 exons. NCBI's taxonomy places the organism in Eukaryota, Metazoa, Chordata, Mammalia, Didelphimorphia, Didelphidae. The record is from RefSeq and is a predicted model, not a curated record. Gene Ontology annotation, molecular function: calcium ion binding.